AUGAGCACAGCAAAAGGGGACUUGCAGCUGCUUUCUUUCCAGCCUAGGACCCUGUAUCAGUACCGCUAUGCCCUGGAUGUCCAGCUGGACCACACAUCCGCGCCGUCCCUGCAGGGAGCCUGGCUGCGGGCUGAGGCACUGGUCCAGCUGCACAGGCUCUGGAGGGACCAAGACAGGGAAGAGCUGCUCCAGUUGCAGGUCCACAACCUGAAAGCCCAGCAUGAGCCAGAAGAGGAAAGAAACCAGGAUGGUACUAGAGGACCCCCUGCAGAGAUUGCACUGAGCCAGGAAUCACAGGCAGAGCUCCAGCAGCCAGUGUUCAUCUCCUGGACCAGCGGGAAGGUCAAAGCCUUCUAUGGGAAUGAAGCAGAAAGCAUCCUGAUCUCGAACCUGAAGAGAGGCAUUGUCAGUCUGCUCCAGCUCCAGCCCCAUGCUGGCACUGCAGUGGAGGAGGAUGCCUCUGGGAGCUGCCAAGUCACAUACACCGUGUCCAACCAUUCCAUCACUAAAACAAAAGAUCUCCUCAGCUGUAUAAAGCCGAACGCUGGAUUCACCUCCAUAAACAAAAUUUUUGGACUCAAGUGGCAGCCCACCAGCAGAAGUCAGUACAUGGUAAAAAACAACCUCCUCCAGUCAGUGCUGGCAGAGGAAACCCACGUGGUGUCUCCAGCCCUGAAGUCCACCACUGGCAUCAAAAUCAGUUCAAGGCAGCAGCUCCAGCUGGCAUCUCCUCCAAUACCUGGCCCGGCAGAGGUGGCUGCACAAAGCCUUGAGGAUGCACUGGCUGGCCUGAAGGGGCAGCACCAGCCUCUGGGCAUGGCCAGCCUGCCCUUCAGGAGGGUCUGCAUCCAAUGCCCUUCGCUGAGAGCCUACCUGAAAGCUUUUGACAGCCAGAGACUCAAAAUGGACACCUCGAAGGCGUCGACAACCUGGCAAUUCCAGAGGUUCAUCCAGAUGCUGCGCAGUGCCAAGAAGAGAGAUGUUCUGCAGCUGCUGAGGAGAGCACCUGAGGAGAUGCUCCCCUUCAUCAUGGAGGCAGCAGUGGCCGCUCAGUCAGUGGCAUCCUUGGCAGCUCUCUCAGACUUUCUGGAUUUCAACAAGAAGCCAAAUUCCCUACUGGAAAAGUUUCUCUAUGCGGCAGCUUUCUCUCCCCAGCCUUCAGGACAGCUUCUCCGCCUGGUGUUAGACAAGCUGGAUGGGAAGCAGCUGGCCCCUGAGGUCCAGGAGACAGGGAUACUUGCCAUGGGCUCUCUGAUUGGCAGGCUGUGCCAGCAGAAGCUAUGUGGGCUGCAGGAGGUGGAGCGUGGGGUGGAAACCAUCCUCAGGAGCCUCAGAGAUGCUGAGGAGGAGUCCGAGGUGGUCAUUUACCUGCUGGCCCUGGGGAAUGCAGCGCUCCCUGAAACCAUCCCCACCCUCCUGGACCAUGCUGAGGAGGGCCCCACCAUGGCUGCCACUGCGGCUAUCUCUGCCCUGCGGCGAUUCCCCGCUCAGCACAUCUCCAGCAAGGUGAAACAAGCAAUGAGGAGGAUUUUCCACAAGAAGAGGAAAAGCUGUGAAAAAACAUGCCGCCUGGCAGCUGCAGAAAUCCUCCUAGAUAAGGAGCCCUUGCCCAUGGAUGUCAUCAACAUCCUGCUGGCUGCUAAUGAGUUGGAGACAGAGAUGGCAACAUUUCUGCUGCUGAAGGUCCAGAAUAGCCUGUAUGCUCACCACCACCCAGCAAGGAAGAUAAUGAAAGACAUCAUGGGAGACCCACGGAUAAAUAAUUACAACUUAUUCUCAAAAGCCGGCAUCUCCUCUUCUUUCUCAGGACCUCUGACAGUCACCCGGGACCUGGUUUCCACCUUUGGGCUGGACCUGCUGUUUUUGGAGGGUGGAUUUCUGAGGAAGAGUGUCUCUGACUUCUCACUACUCAGCCAUGAACAGCAGCUUCAUGCAGCUCAGGUCACUAUUGAAGCACAAGGGAUGGAGUCAAUGCUGGGAGAAAAUGUCUUGGAAGGGGAAGAGGAGCCAGAGCUGAUGGCCGGGAUGUCUGCCAUCUUCUUUGAUGUUCAGUUGCGUCCAAUCAUCUUCUUCCAGGGAUAUACAGACUUAAUGGCCAAGGUCCUGUUAAGCAGCGGAGAACCCACAAGCGUGGUCAAAGGGAACCUCCUGCUGAUGGACCAUCACCAGGUCAUUCCUCUGCAGUCUGGCUUCCAAGUGGCCAUCAAACUCCAGGGCGGGCUGGGGCUUGACAUUGCAGCUGACAUGGAUGUGAGCAUUUGGGAGCAGGAACUGAAAACCAGCAUCAAUGCAAGGGGAAGCCUCGCCAUUGAUUUCCAGGCAGAACUAGAUAGCCCUUUCCUCCAAGCCACCCUGAGAAGCCAGACAGAGGUGGAGACCUCAGUCCAGUUUGACACCAUGUUGAGGUUUUCCAGCAGCCCAGUGCUCAUGUGCCUGCAGCUGAGAGAGGAGCAGAUCCCAUACAGAGAAAUCUUCACAGUUUCCAAGUCUGCUGGGAGCCAGAGCAGCACCACUCGAAAAGGCAGGCAGGGAAAAAAAAUACACCAAGCCAACUCCAAGGUCUGCAACCUCUUGCUGACAGCAGAAGAAUAG
Molecule: messenger RNA, 2592 nt
Organism: Nestor notabilis (Kea)
Lineage: Eukaryota; Metazoa; Chordata; Aves; Psittaciformes; Psittacidae
Product: microsomal triglyceride transfer protein large subunit-like
Exons: 18
Coding region: 1-2592 (863 amino acids)
Biological process (GO): lipid transport; lipoprotein metabolic process
Cellular component (GO): Golgi apparatus; basolateral plasma membrane; endoplasmic reticulum
Molecular function (GO): lipid binding
Source: RefSeq, a predicted model, not a curated record